Molecule: messenger RNA, 577 nt
Organism: Nezara viridula (southern green stink bug)
Lineage: Eukaryota; Metazoa; Arthropoda; Insecta; Hemiptera; Pentatomidae
Source: the annotation of a GenBank genome assembly
AGUUAUGGGCGAGUAUACUCUUGGCAUCGCUACUGGAUUUGCCUUAGGUGUGGUAGCUGCUUUUUUCACAAAACGCCUGCCAGCAUUAAAUUUUAAAGGCGUCCCUGUUGUGGGCACUAAACGGGAAGGGUAUGGUAAUGUGAAGAUGGUACUCGUGGUGAGGAAUGACCUGGGAAUGAGGAAAGGAAAGAUAGCCGCUCAGUGCGCUCAUGCCGUCCUCGGCUGCUACAAAUCUGCUUCUUCUUCUUGUCCUGAUAUAUUGAACGAGUGGGAAGAAUCCGGUCAACCGAAAAUAGUACUGCAAUUGGACGGCAAAGGAGAGGAAACACUCAUAGCUCUAAGAAACAAAGCUAAAGCUGCCAAUCUCGUAGCUAAUGUUAUUCGAGAUGCCGGGAGGACCCAAGUUGCCAGAUAUUCUGCGACAGUUCUAGGAAUAGGACCUGCUCCUGCGGAAAUGAUAGAUCCUCUUGUCAAACAUUUGAAACUGUUGUAAAAAUAGGCUGUUAUUAUUUGUAUAUAAUCGUUAAAUUAUUAAAAUAAAUAAAUAUAUACAUUGUCAUAAGAGCUCUUAAGAUUU